Molecule: messenger RNA, 585 nt
Organism: Phaeoacremonium minimum UCRPA7
Lineage: Eukaryota; Fungi; Ascomycota; Sordariomycetes; Togniniales; Togniniaceae
Exons: 2
Coding region: 1-585 (194 amino acids)
Source: RefSeq, a predicted model, not a curated record
AUGUCACACCCUUUAUAUUUAUUUGAAUUACGCACAACACCCUCCACUAUCGAAGAGGCCAUCGCUCUCAGGGACUUGGAGUCCGACGGCGCCAAUGAUGCCGAUCCCAAGGUCCUCGUCGUGAAAGCCGGCCGCGGCACGGGCGUCACAUUCGGGCAUCUGACCGGGAGCGAGGUCCUGGUCCGCGAGUUCGUCACGCACGACGACGACCAAACCCAGACCCAGACCAUGGCCACCGAGGUGCUGGAACACGCCAUCGUCCCCGACGGGAGCACCGACCGCUUCGCAUUCUACGGCGACUCGGGCGCCCUGGUGCGAGAUGCGCACCGUAACCCGGUCGGCUUCCUGUUCGGUAGGGUGACCAACAAGCCGAAGCCGGGCCGCGCAUAUCUUGGCGUGCAGACUGAGACCGAGACCGAAACGAAGAGCUGCCGACCCGGCGAUGUGGUCGUGUACUUCUCCAUACCGGGCGCGGAUCUCUCGGGCGCCUGUCUCUACACGCCCUUUGGCAUCGUGCUGGAGAGCAUGCGUGCCGCACUGGCUGCUGGGUCGCCCGGAGAGCUCGAGCUCGAGCUCGUGGUUUGA